Molecule: messenger RNA, 1561 nt
Organism: Ectocarpus sp. CCAP 1310/34
Lineage: Eukaryota; Phaeophyceae; Ectocarpales; Ectocarpaceae
Source: the annotation of a GenBank genome assembly
UACUGCGUAUCGCCGAGGGCAUGCAGACCGCAGACGACUGGGACGUACUCAAGCGAAGGUUCAUCGCCGCGGUGGGGGCUGCAGAACGCGAAACCUUCGACGACGCUGUUCACAUCUUCCCCACGAACGCCCUCGCCGACGACUGGAACUGGCGGCGGUUGAACUCUCUAGGAACCCCCAUCGCGAGAAUCAACGCCACUCACACCAUCCACGGCUACAACGCGGUGUCCUCCGAAAGGUUCAGGGGCUUGCAAUCGCACAUCUUUCUCGCCAUCGGCGCGCGUGUGUUCGUCAACAACAACAAUUGGGUCUCUGCCGGCCUUGCCAACGGAGCCGUCGGGGAAGUGGUGCACAUGCAGUGGGCAGAGGGCCAAACGCCGCCACAACUGCCGGAGGUCGUGUGGGUUCGCGUGGAGAACUACCGGGGUCCUCAAUACUUCGAGCAACCACUCCGGAGGGACUGGGCCGACGGCGAAAUUGACCUCACGAACCUCUGCCCCAUCGCCCCCAUGGACGUCAUGGAUGAUCAACCACCCACGGGUCGCCGGAGAGGUGACGGCACCUCCAUCGCCCGCUGCUUCAGGAUGCAGUUGCCCUUGAUGCUCGCCUUCGGUAUCACCAUCUACAAGAGUCAGGGCAACACCUUGCUACGCUGCUUCUUGGACAUCGGAGCAAGCGAGAGGAGCGACGGACAAUCCUUCACUGCCUUCAGCCGGUGCCGUACGCUGGAGAACAUGCUCCUCGAGCCCUUCUCCCUUGAGCGCUUCCUCAAAAUAGGCGACAGCCGUUCCUUCCAGUCACGACUCAACGCCAUCGACCACGUGCGGACAGUCGAGGACCGUACACGUCGUCAGCAUGGCUUGCCGCCCAUCGUCAGAACCGCUCGGCCCCCGAGGACACGACGGAGGGCGGGCCGCGGAGGAGGGGGGCGAGGAGAUGGGGGGAGGCAGGGGGAAGUGCAAGGCGGCCGUGGUGGACGGGGUCGCGGGGGGCAGGGCCGAGGCCGGCGUGGGACGGAGAGGCCAGGCCUUUCUAUCGCUCCGGCCGUCGUUUCGUGGGAGGUAUACGCGGUUCGCCAAAUGCAGAACUCCCACACAGACUCCUGGGUGUACGUACCCUUCCUCCUCGACGCUUUUGGCGUAGAUCGAUAUGUGCUCUUCGAUAAGCCAGCCUGGUGGGAUUCCGCCGUGGCAGCCUGUGCUGUCGCCCUCCAGGACGCCGGCCAACACCCAGAAGGGAAUGUCAAGGACUUGCGAACCUGCGCGCAGCGUGAAGAUGGAGUGGACGCGUAUGGGAGUAACUACGUUACCGCCUCCAGACAGAGUCAACUCAUGGAGGGUCACCCGAUCGGUCAAGGGCUAGGCCUGAUGGUGGUCGCCUGGCGGAACGCAAUUGAGGUGGCCAAGCAACAGCUCCAACUGCCGAGAGUAACCGCCGCCCAAGUUGGCCCAGCAGUCGUACCCACCUUCAUGGCCUGAGCUUUUUCGUUGUCGUGCUGGGUUUGCACCGUAUGUAGUUAGGUGGGUCUGCAUGACAUUGUUUAGGCAACAUGCCUCUCGCG